Pocillopora meandrina is the source of this 18217-nucleotide messenger RNA. NCBI's taxonomy places the organism in Eukaryota, Metazoa, Cnidaria, Anthozoa, Scleractinia, Pocilloporidae. The record is from the annotation of a GenBank genome assembly.
AUGAGUGUGAGUAACAGUGGGGACUCGCUUGUAAACUCCUCCAAAGCAGUGUUCUUUUGUCCACAGGAUCCGAUGUUUGUUCGGGACUUGGAGAACGAAGUAUCCCUUCAGCUGGUAAUCGCCAUCACUACAAUCGCUGCUCCUUUUACCACUUUUUUGAACACAUUAGUCAUCGUCACCAUCCAGAAAACAAGAGAGUUACAGACGAACUCCAGCAUUCUGAUCUCUAGUUUGGCCAUUACUGAUCUGUUCGUGGGUGCAGUUUCAACGCCUCUGAUCAUCACAGUAGAUGCAUUAAUUCUUCAAGGAACUGUAUCAGAGAGCAUUGUAUGCAACAUAAAUGAAAGCGCAGCAUUUGUGCUGUACAUUGCUUACAGUGCUUCAUAUAUGCAUUUAAUUCUAAUGGGUUGGGAGAGGUAUGUUGCGAUUGCAACACCUAUGAAGUACAACGUUUUGGUGAGAAAAGGAAGGAUAAAGAGGUAUUCAGGAGUAGUUUGGAUAACAGUUGUCACAGCCAUCGCGUUGCAAACGACAUUACAAGCCAUCGCUCUUCCUCAUGAAUUCUUAUUAGUUUUACACCUCAUUGAGGGUGUUUUUUGGCUCAUCAGCUUUAUGGCGCUGGUGUAUUUUUACAGUAUGGUUUAUAGCAAAGCACGAAAACAGAGCCAAAGCCAAAUCAGCCAAAUAACUGCGAAGAUCCAAAGCAGAAUUGCGUUUACGGCGUUUCUGUUAACCGCUGCCGUUUUCAUUUGUAGCCUUCCUAUGGCCGUUUUUGUCGGUACACUGCAAUUUUUGCCCAUUCUUCGCGCUAAUUCAGUUUUCCGAUGUUUAGAAAUUCCCCUUUACUUAAACUCUCUUUUAAAUCCUGUCCUGUAUUUUUAUAGAAACAGUCGAUACAGAAAAGCUGCACUUAAACUGCUAAGAUUCCGAAUGCCUUUGCAAAAUCAGUCAGUAGCUCCUUGUGCAAGAUGGCAUAGAGAUUUCUUUGUACCUGUAGAUGGAAAAUGCGUUGAUGACAAUGAAAGAACUCAAUGUCUCUCACGGUCACAGUCUUGGGCAGCGAAUAUAUAUGGACGCUUGAGUAUCAUGCCUGGAAUGCGAAAUAAGCCAGCAAUGAAGCGAAGAUUUUCAUGUCCACCUUUAGUAAGCCACGGAAACUUUCCUGAGUUGAUCCAACCUAUUACACGAACUAUCACAUUGCAGACUGAACUUACGCCCGAAAAACAAACUGGCAAGGAGUGAUGGAAAACAAGAUUAGAACUCCUACAGCUGCAGCAUAGCGAGAGAAAAGUAUUUCGAAGAAAAACCCUUUCUUUUAUCCAAAAGCGGACGUCAGAAAUUAGCUUAAGUUAAGUCUCAGAGAUACAAUCCAGCCUCAUGAGUUCUAACGAUAAAGAGAGCUCCCAGAAAAAACUAUCCAGUGAAAUCUAAAGUAAGUCUUAAGACUCAUUAUCGUACAAUCUAUAUAUAUUUAAUCACAACGGCUCGUGGUAACAGUAAGAAAAAGCACAGGGAGGCGAUGACGAAUUAAAAAAAAAAAAAGUGAUGAGUUCUCUGAAGAAGUUACAGAGCGAAAGAAUAGAAAACCUAAUUAAUCGCUAACUUUGACUCUCAUUUGAAAAUUGCUCUAAAAGCUGCGGGCAGUGAACCUGAAAAAGAAAGGGUAGCAUUCCAGAUAAACUCUGGAAACAAGUCAUCUAGUGUUAAAUAGCAUUUGAAACUAUGACUUUUUCUGGGUUAUUUUUUUCAAGUUCAUCAGUUGGCAUUGUCAUCCAUACAGUUUAUAUUUUGAAGUAAAAACGAUGGGACCUUGAUAAUUUUUGUUUACACUUCAUUUUCAUGUGGCGAAAGUACGCAACCUCUUCAAAGUACUCAAAUAUUUGCACUGCAGGAGAUGAAUGAAAAUGACACUUUUCCAAAUUUCAGGCUUUUGCACUUCGUAAACUACACAAUAUUCUAUAUUAAAGUUCACAUGGCAACCAGGUGGACAAUCAGACAUGGUUUGAUGCUAAAUGAAUAUGGGAGGUAAGUUUCUAAAGAAACUGUGGUGCUGCGUCGGUGGGAGAUUAUAGCAGGUAAUUUGGUGUAAACAACUGAGUUGAAGACGUAAAUUCGCGAGUGAAGAGUGAAAAAAAAUGACGUUUCGAGCAUUAGCCCUUAGUCAGAGCGAUUGGAGGAAUUGCGGGUUGUGUGUGAGUUUAUAUGAGAAAGUGGAGCUCUGCUGUUGGUGGGAGUAUGGUGACGAGAAAACAAGAAUCAAUUAGUUGAAUGAAAAGCGCUCGUUUAUACCGUGGGGAUUAAGAGUGCCGAUUUGGAAGAUAAAUUUAUUUUCUAGUGUUUUGCGGCUUUCGGAAUUGCCUAGAUGUAAGGAAAGGCCGCAAACUUCCAUAUGUUGUUGAGAAUGACUUGGAAAAACGCAAAGACAGUCAUUAAAGCGGCCGACAAAAGCGGCGCAGUUGUUGUUUGGCGGGCCGACCUCUGUCAAAAAGAAGCUUUGCGGCAACUUUCUGGCACCUCCUUUUAUGCUAGUAGACAAAGAUCUCACUUUAAUAACCAAAACAUUGUCAAAAAUGCAAUUAAUCAUCUCAUAGCUAAACAAGAAUUGCCGGCCACUGCUAAAAAUCUCACCAUCACCACUCCAAGAGCUUCGUGUAAUUACUUUCUACCUAAAAUCCACAAACCUUACAACCCAAGUCGACCCAUCGUCUCCGCCUGCAGUUGUCCCACCGAACUUAUUUCCAGCUAUUUCGACAAAACUAUGGCACCUAUCGUCAAAACUUUACCAUCUUACAUUAAGGACAGCCAACACGCACUUGAAAUUUUCCGUGACUUUAAUUUCCUUGACCAAAAUAUUGAAUAUCUUCAUACUGUCAUUCCCAACGAUGAAGGUCUCCUGGCCCUCAGACAUUUUUUCGAUCAUCGCACUGUUGAGGAACCUAGCUCUGAAACACUACUCCGUUUGACCGAACUAGUACUUACACUCAAUUGCUUUUCAUUCGGUGGUAACUAAUACAAACAAACUAAUGGCGUGGCCAUGGGUACUAAAAUGGGACCCAGCUACGCAAAUCUUUUCGUUGGUUUUAUCGAACAUCAGUAUUUUAGUCAAUACCACGGCCCCCAAACCUGAACUCAACGGCCGUUACAUUGACGACUGCAUCGGCGCUACCUCCUCUGCCAGAGAGGAGCUCACUCAAUGUAUAACCGCCAUCAAUUCCUUUCACCCGGCUCUUAAAUAUCCUGGGAAAUUUCCGACUCUUCUUUAGAGUCGCUUUUCUAGACAUCAAGAUUUCAAUUGAAGGCAACGGUUUAAGCACAAGUGUUUUACUACAAACCUACAGUUUGCGGCCUUUCCUAACAUCGAGGCAGUUCGGAAGGCCGCAAAACACUAAAAAAAUAUUUAUCUUCCAAAUCGGCACUUAAUUCCCUCGGUAUCAACGAGCGCUUUUCAUUCAGCUAGUUUUUCUCGUUUUCUCGUCACCACACUCCCACCAAUAGCGUAGCUCCACUUUUUGCAUAACCCACAAUUCCUCCAAUCGCUCUCACGAGGGGCUAACGCUCGAAACGCCGGUUUUUAUUACUCUUCACGGUGGCCAAUUUACGUUUUCAACUCAGUUGUUAACACUGUUAAAACAUGUUUUUUGUCUUGUCUCGUGACAAGACGAAAGAAAUAGAGAAAGAUCUUUCUCUAUUUCUGUGCCAAGCUCAAAACUUACCAUCUCUCUCAUUCUAUUUACUAAUAGGACGCUAUCGACAUUGGUGAUCUUAGCAGUAUGUGAGACGCGUGUCUUACGAACUUCAUAAUAGACCUCGCUCACCAUAGAGUCUUUGUGGCUCAAUGGUAGAGCAUCGAUGUUCUGAGGUUCGAUUCCUUGUGGGGACUCAGAAUAUAUUUUUUUUUCCUACGCUUGUGACAAGACCAAAAAUAUCUUUCCCCAAUAACCACAUGGUUUCCUAAUGAGCUUCAUCGCCUGGAAAAACAAAGGUUUUUUUAUACUCGUAUAUUUUAAUUGUUGUAAAUGUUUACUGGCUGAACAAAUCUAUCGAUUACAAGAAAGAACUUUUAAAAUUUAACAUAGCAUGCAUGAGAGUAACCAAGGUAAGUUGUUUUUUUUUAAGAUUUUGUUUCACGAGCUUUAUAAAUAUUUGAAUAAUGAUGAUAAAAAAAAAGAAAACUUCAGGAAAGGCAAUACGAAUUCAAAAAUCACAUGUUUGCUUCUUGCUCCACUUUAAUUCUGCAGAAAACUAUCAAAUAGAUAAUAACAUUCAUAUCCUAAAUUAGAAACGUCUGCGUGUUAUCCCAAUAAUAAGAAGCUCUAUUAUUGAUAGAAAAAAGGACUUCUAACUUAAUGUGCCUAUGACAUGAACUUUUUUUUUUUCGUAUUUAUUUACCUUAUCAUAUGAACAAACCAAUUCCGAUAGAACAAAAACUUCAAAAAAUAUCAAAACUCGGUUUUUUUUCUGGCCCUUUAGUCCCCUUAUUUUGUCUUAAUGAGUUAGACUGAUAACCAGUUGCCUGGUGAUGACGUGGGAUACUGUGAAAUCCCUCAAUUGACACCAACAAAUCUCUCACAUCUCUUGUAAUUUUGUUGCAGUCAACGUUAAAAUGCUCUUAAAAUAAAUUCCGAUAGCGAUGUAUACCUGCCUCAAGAAAGCUUUACCGAGACCUGUGAUACAUGGUACUGAAGUGGUAAAGAAGAAAUGAAAGUUGCGAGUACGGUUCAGUCUAGAAAAUAAAACAAAUCUCCAUUAUGCCGCAGUCCCUAAUCGUUUUGCAACCUCGUGACUUACUCCAUUCCUUGAGUGAUUCUGAUCUGUGUUCACGCUACCAAAGCGACUAAAACUCAGUGCCUUUUUGAAAGCCACUUUGAACUGCGGAUUAAUAAAUCCAUAUAUAAUUGGAUUUACCAGGCUACCGGAGAACGCCAAGUAAACACUUGUUGUAUAAAAUUUUUGAGGAAUAUCAAACCCAAAGGUCCAAAUGACGGCGAUAAUGGAGAUUGGAGACCAUGUUAACACAAAGAAACAGGCUACGGUGAAACAUGUCUUUAAAACACUCACGUCAGUCAUAUUGGUGCGGCGAGUAUCAUUUGCGGAGCGGACUCCGUUUCCUUCAGCGUGAGCGUUUAAAUUUCUCGUGCUUUCUCUGACAGCUUUAUAGAUUUUGAAGUUACAAUAAAAUAUCAUGAUCGUAAGUCCGUUGACAAUCACUCCCGUGCUAGUGUUUUUGUAUACAUUGUUCUCUGGGACACAAAUAACAAGUUUCUCAUGAAAUGAUACCCCUAACCAUCCAAAGAGAAAAGGAAUUGCCAGAAAAAUGGAAAUCAGCCAAACCAAAACACAAUACAACCGAGCUGCUCUUUUGCUGGGAAAUACUUUUCUGUACAGGCUGGGUUUUACGACUUUUAUGUAUCUAUUGAAUGCUAUCAAUGCUAUCGUGAAUAUAGAGGCACAUGCCAAAAUAUGUGAUGUUGAUCCUGCCACCUGACACCAAACUUGGCCGAAUUUCCAAGUUCCCGUAGACAGACUCGCUAUCCAGAAUGGCAUACUUGCCAUUGCCAUGGCGAUGUCAGUCAAUGCUAGAUUAUGAAUAAACAUGUAAGUCACCUUGUGGAGCCUGGAAUCUCUGUAGAUAACAUAAACAACCAGCAUGUUACCAGACAUGGCUGAGAGCAGGACGAGAGCUGCCACUGUUACUUCCACUUUAAUUUCAGUUCUGGAGCGACCAAGAGGAUCAUGUAAAGGUGAUUCAGACAUGUUUUUCAGCUUGCAAGGUUACGUUCGGUUUGGAAAGAAAAGUGUCCACGAAAACCUAGAUAAAUAAUGACAGACAACCUUUGUUAUAUGUAGCAUUUGCAUCAUGGUGAUUCAACUCUUAAGUUAAGCGAGAGCAGGAAAUAGUAGAUUCAGAUUUGAAGUCAAGUUCAGAUUGAUUAUGGUGUCGCAUUUCAGUGGUCAAUGAAUUAACCCGAAUUCUCUAGACCCACCUGCGAACGUGGUGGAGGAAAAGCAAAGCAAUUUCCCUCUCAUAAAAAUGCAGCAAAUGUAUCGCUGAUAAACCUCUGUUUAUUUAAAAGACUGUCACCUUCAGUUACUUUUUGAAAACACCAAAAAAAGUUUUCUUUUUUUCAUGAUAUUUCGGUGUAAUAUAUAUUAAUCUCGUUUUAUUCAGGCUAUAUUUUCGAAAAACUCAUUUUAAGGAGGUCGAUCCUCAAAUGUUUUUUUAAGUUUUGAGUACCAUACAAAAUUGCUCUUUAGUAAUGUCGCAGCACUUGGCCUUUAAUGUUUCUCAGGAUCUCUUUAGUGGACUUCAAAAAUCUAUUUAAAUGUUUAUUUAAAACCAGUUAUUAUAAAGUUCAGAUAUUACCGGCGCUGUCAUUGGUUGAAAGAGCAUGCUCUAUUAGAGUACAAAACACGGAGGUCAGCUAAAGCCGUCACGCCAUUUGCUAUUUUGUACCAUGUCCGAUCACUUACCGGCCUUCUCUCUGGCUUUUUUUUCAUUAAUUGAAAGUGGAAUUUCGAACAAGCUUAAACAAGCAGGCAACUAGCAACAGAAGAACCAUGCAAAUGUUUGUAACCAUGCCCAGCACCGUAAUUGACGUUAUUAAAACGCGAGCAGAGACGAAAAUCCCUAAACACAAAACGAAAUGGACUGUGCAAGUUUUGAAGGAUUACACACUUAUUUAGAUUCUAAAUAAGGAUUUUUGCCAAAGUAGCUCUUUUGGAAAUAGGUAGGUCUCGCGCCCGCGAUUAUGAUAUUUUUAAACAAAGUUUUGUUUCGUCUGAUCACACGUACUUCAUCAGGGAUUCGACAAGAUGAAAAAUUGAACUACUAGUAUACUGGACGUUUGCAGUACAAACCACGUUCAAAUUGGGGUGUGAACAGCAAAAAAAGACAAACAGGAAAAUGUUACGCAAAUCCGGCGAAACAAAUUGAAAAUUUUACGAGUUGCAGCACUCAUAAAUUCAUUCAUAAAUAAAAUGUCCACAAAUAUUUUAAUCUCGAUGAACCCAAAUAUAAGAUUUGUUGUUUUUCUUGUACUGUAAAAAAAGAGAUACUUUUUCUGGAUCUGUCACACAGUGAGCCACUUUGAAUUCGUUGACGUAAAAUAAGAAAAUCAGCGAAGUCUUUUCGUUUUUCAUCAAGGAAUUCUUUGCAACUGGUACAAAUUUUAUUUUCUAUAAUUGUUAAGGACCUAGACUCUAAUUGUACCAGACUAGUGAUCAGUAUCUUAGAGUUUUUUCGUUAUUCUCCUCUUUUCCCUAAUUUUCAUGAUCACUCUUACACCCACAGGAUCAAUCUUAUACCCGAAGGAAUUCUGUUUUUACGUCUUCGAUAAACUACGGAUCACUCUGAAAAAAAAUUAAUUUGGGGGAAGGGGAAUUUAAAAAACGAUUCUUCCCAGAUACUCACAUUCGUGUAAACCAACAUCCAGUGGUGAUGGCUGUGUUUUGUUCUGUUUGGUGCAUCCUGAAAAAUUGUAUCUUGCAUGAAUGGCUAGGAAAUAGGUUUCUCGUCUUGAAAUGCUCACUUUAGGAGACUAAUUUAACUUGUCGUUAAGACAAUAACCUGUCUUGAUUAUAAUGGCUCAUCUUGCCGUUCUUUUAAACUCUCAAUUAGCAAAUUUUUCUUUUGUUGUUAUCGAAAAAUGAUCGAAUUUUGGUUCUGUUCAGCGACAGUGAUAAAUUGAGGAAGUAACCAGUAAAAUCCUAAUCAAAUCUUUAAUUUUCUAUAAAAAUUAAUUGCAAAAUUCACAAUAUUUAAGAACAUCUGUCAAGGAUGACAGAGACCACUUCAAUUUGGUGAAUUACUAACGUUAGUAUCUUCAUUAGUGAUAAGAAAAGGGACAUAAAACUUACCGAUAAAAAAUAUCAGAAUUACAAAUUUGACAGACUUUUGUUUCCAAAUUGUCUGAAAAUGCAUGCAAUUUUACGGCGACAUCUUAUCAUCGGCUACCAUUUGGGAAAUCAAUCAAGUAGAUGCAAGGUUGUAAUUUUCCCCGGUAUCGGUUGGAGGUAACAGAACGCAACGAAUAGGACCUUGCCAGACAAACCCCUUACAUUUUGUGGGAAACUCUAGAACGAAGAUCCAAGGCAAAAGAAAUGCACUUACAUUUGGCAAUUUCCUAACUUCAUCAAUCAAAUGAUGGUCAAUAGAUUUCUUUAUUGCUUUCGGUUAUUAAAACUAUCUACGUCACCUCACUUCUCUCCAGCACUUCCACGUCCUUUCAUAUAUAAUUUAAUUUUGUCUUUAGGAUUUAAUACCCAUUUCAUUGGUGAGAUGUUGGUUAAGUAUAGAGACCUCUAGGUCGUGUGCAUCUUAAUCGUCGAUUAUAAGAUCAUAAAGCGUUUGGUUGUUUUUGCAAUGGGAAAGUCUCACGGAACAACAUUAAAAGGUCCAAAUGGGGCAAAUGAAACUGUCGAUAUGAAAAGAUUUAUGUUCAGUGCGCUGCAUCACUAUUAAAAACUAACAAUCAAAGCUCUCCAAGUAGCUGAUUACGAAUUAAGAGGUAAAACAGUUUCCUUCUCGAAAGAGGCAAUGUACGGGAACAAAUGUCGAAUGGGAGUUAAAAUUCAUAUAUGUUUAUGUCACAUUCGUCAAUUUUAUUUCCUUGCUUUUUUAUAUCUGUGUAUUUGUAUAUUUUUUUAACGUCAAUUCUCUUGGGUGGGCGUCUUGUAUGAGUCAGUGUCCCAUUCGAGCCUUUUGCUCUUGGGCUUUUAUAUCCUGUAGUUAAUCUUGUUCCUUCAUGUAAUUAUUUUCUCUUCAUUUAAUGCUAAAUAGAGAUUUAAAGUUCAUAUAUUACACUAUGUAUAAGAAGAACGAAAUUAUUUGUCGAGUUUUCGUUGCCAAUACAGCUCCAAGUUGUUAACCUGAAAACUGAAGCCCAAAUAACAUAAAGCCACACUGCUUGUUUCUCGGAAUGCAGCCCUGAAUAUUAGUUUUGUUUUCUAAAUGUCGUUUUAGGAUCUUACCGCACUAGCCACAAAGUUAUUUAUUUAGACAAAUUUUCUGGCAUCACGAGCAACAAGUAUGGAUGGUUCGUCGCGACUUGACAAAUUUUGGCUGAAGCGGACAAAUUUUCAAAUGUAUAACGCCGACAAAAUUUGUCUCGGUAAAAUAUUAUGAUCAUGAUUCCGUUGACGAGAACUCCCGCAAACAGUAAGGUGUAUAAGUCGGUCUCAAAAAGCCAAAUUUCGGAUGAUAUUACGUCCUUACCCACCCACCCAGUAAGAGUAUAGAAAAACAAAUGGCAACCAUCCAAAUGAGAACACGAUACAGCCGAGCUGCUCUUUUUUGUGGGAAAACCUUUCUAUAUAGGCUGCGUUUUAAAACCUUAAUGUAACGAUUAAAGUCUAUCAAUGCCAGCGUAAAGAGAGAUGCAUAAGCCACAAUGGACAUCACUGAACCUGUCACCCGACACCUCACUCGGGCGAAAUUCCAAGUUCCCGUACACAGGCUCGCUAUCCACAAUGGCAUGUCUAUCAUUGCCAGGGCAUGCAAAGUAUAUCAAUCAGUGCCAGAUUAUGAAUGUGGCUGCGAGACAAAUGGUGAUGGCCAUAGUCACUUAGACAUCAAUUUCAGCUCGACGAUCAAGACCUAGAGGAUCAUGGCAAGGCGAUUCAGACAUAUUAAUCAGCUUUUAAGGUUGCAACCUCUUUCGUGAAAAAAAGUUUCUUGUCUGGUGGAACCUGCGUGGUGAAACAAUCCCAAGCUACGUUAAAUGUAAUAUCUCUAUCACGUUGAUUCAACUGUGAAAUAAAGCCAAAGUGAUAAAUUGCAAUUUGAGAUUUAGAGCAGUUUUCGAUUGAAUUUCGAAAAAUCAAAACCAAAGUAACACAAAGGCCAAUCCGAAGAAAAGAAAGUACCAUUAAGAGCCAAUGAGAGCUCGAAGUAGAACCAAAGAAGCGGGAAAACGUGGACGCCCAAUCACAGAGCGUGUUAAAGUAAAAGUAAUGUAAUACUGGAUCAAUUUUGUUACUCCAUUGAAAUCUUGCUAUCGCUCAUAGGAGCGCGAGCAAGAGGGUCGAGGGUCACAUUUAGACCGCCAAAUCGUAUUUUCAAUGCGCGAAAAAUGGUCAAGGAAACUUGCUGGGCGCUGAGGUCGAUUAUUUCAAAUUUUAAAUACAGCCAUCAACCAGAAAACGCAGAAACACUCGCGUCAUAGUCACGUUGAUAACAAAUAUCACUAAGACAAAUUUGGCCGGAAAAGCGAUCGAUUUUUUAAGAAAACUAUAGCUUACUUCAUCCAAGCAAUGAAAUUUUAAAGUGAUCUGAAACCUUCACUCACAGAGCGAACUUCAAGAUAAUACAAGCCUAUAAUUAGAGAAUUCAUAGCACUCAUUUUCCUUAGUUUUUUAACGAUCUUCGAAAUGUUUCAAACAUUUAAGCAAAAGAGGCCUUUUUCUGUGUUUAAAUUGCAGGUCGUGCGAAUGUCCAGCAUAAACGAGAUUUUUUUGAAAACAUCAUCGUAAAAUACAAGGAAACUAUGAACAGUUUGGUUCUAAGUUUUUGUUAACUGCCGCUCAUCAGCGGCGAGCUCUUGACGUCUCAAUUUGUAAACCUAUCGAUAAUGGCUAUUUAGGAACACAUUAACUAAUCUGAACAAAACAAAAACGAAAUAUGUCGAAAAAGGUAAACAUUAUUAUUUGAUGAUUAUCUGAUUUGAUUAAACGGAAUAUUCAUCAAAAUAAUCAGCUUUUCAGAUUUGUAUUUCAAAUAAAUCAUUGCCAAAAUCGAGGCCUCUUUUCUCAUCACUAAUAAUAGUUUACUGAUUACUUGACUUCAAAUUUUUCACAUUUGAAUUUCAAAGAAAAAAAGCUUUCGAGAGAGAUCACUAGCAGCUGUGUACAACCAACUCAGUUUUUUAAAAUUUUUAAAAAUACAAUCGCUUUUUUCUUUUCUUUCCCCUUUUUUAACAGCAACAAAACAACAUUUCUUUGAGUGAACAGCUAUUAAAAUCGCGGCAGGACCUUUCAUUAUCGCCCGGAAAAGUUGUUGUCGCAAUCGCAAAUUAAUUUCUUCAAGAAGUUGUUAGCGAUGAGAAACACUACAAACUAAGUUUCCCAAAGAUUCUUAUAAGAGACGUGUAAUUUGGUUUGCGCUGAAAAGAGCCAUCGCCUCUGCAGCUCACAGUUGUCAAUAUGAGUAUGAGUAACAGUGAGGACUCGCUUGUUAACUCCUCCAAAGCAGUGUUCUUUUGUCCACGGGAUCCGCUGUGUUUUUGGGACUUGGAGAACGAAGUAUCCCUUCAGCUGGUAAUCGCCAUCACUGCAAUCGUUGCUCCUUUUACCACUUUUUUGAACACGUUAGUCAUCGUCACCAUCCAGAAAACAAGAGAGUUACAGACGAACUCCAACAUUCUGAUCACUAGGUUGGCCAUUACUGAUCUGUUAGUGGGUGCAGUUUCAACGCCUCUGAUCAUCACAGUAGAUGCAUUAAUUCUUCGAGGAACUGUACCAGAGAGCAUUGUAUGCAGUAUAAAUGAAAGCGCAGCAUUUGUGCUGUAUGGUGCUUACAGUGCUUCACUUAUGCAUUUAACUCUAAUGGGUUGGGAGAGGUAUGUUGCGAUUGCAAAACCUAUGAAGUACAAAGUUUUGGUGAGAAAACGAAGGAUUAAGAGGUAUUCAGGAAUAGUUUGGAUAACAGUUUUCACAGCCUUCGUGUUGCUAAGGACAUUACAAGCCAUCGCUCUUCCUCAUGAAUUUUUAAUAGUUCUACACCUUAUUGAGGGUGUUUUUUGGCUCGUCAACUUUUUGGCGCUGGUGUAUUUUUACAGUUUGGUUUAUAGCAAAGCAGGAAAACAGAGCCAAUGCCAAAUCAGCCAAAUAACUGCCAAGAUCCAAAGCAGAAUUGCGUUUACGGCGUGUCUGUUAACCGCUGCCGUUUUCCUUUGUAGCCUUCCUAUGGCCUUUUUUGUCGGUACAGUGCAAUUUUUGCCCAUUCUUCGCGCAAGUUCAGUUUUCCGAUGGUCGGAAGUUCCCCUUUACUUAAACUCUCUUUUAAAUCCUGUGCUCUAUUUUUAUAGAAACAGGUGAUACAGGAAAGCUGCACUAAAAUUGCUAAGAUUCCGAAUGCCUUUGAAAAAUCGGUCAGUGGGUCCUUCUACAAGAUGGCGUCGAGAUUCUUUUGUGCUUGUAGAUGAAAAAUACUUUGGUGACACUGAAAGAACUCAAUGUCUCCCACGAUCACAGUCUUGGGCAGCAGAUACACAUGGACGGUUGGAUAUCAUGCCCGGAAUGCUAAAUAAGUCAGCAAUGAAGCGAAGAUUUUCAUAUCCACCCUUACUAAGCUAUGGAAACUUGCGUGAGGUGAUUCAACCUGUUACACGCACUAUCACGGUGCAGAUUGAGCUUACACCCGGAAGCAAACUGGCGCGGUAUUAGAAUUCCCACAACUGCAGGGUAGCGAGAGAAAAGUCUUUCGGAGAAAACACCUUUCUUUCAUCCAAAAGCGCUCGUCAGAAAUUAGCUGAAGUUAAGUCUCAGAGAUGCAGUCCAGCCAUAUGAUUUAUAAACGAUUAAGAGUACUUCCAGAUAAAAAAUAUCCAAUAAAAAUUUUAAAAAGAUCUCUUAACACUUCUUGUCGCACAAUCUGUAUAAAUUUAAUCACAACGGCUCGUCUUAUUUGAAAAUUGCUCUAAAAGCUGCGGGCAAUGAACCUGAAAAACUAAGUGAAGCAAUCAAGAUAAACUCUGGACACAAGUCAUCUUGUGUUAAAUAAAAAUUCAAACUAUAACUUUCUCUAAGUAAGUUGGAAUUUUCAUCCAAAAGUUUGUAUUUUGAAGUAAAAACGAUGGGACACUAGGUAUGUGCGUCUUUGCUCUUGAUAAUUUUUCUUUACACUUGAUUUUUAUGUGGCGAAAACAUGAAACCUCUUCAAAGUAGGCAAAUCUUUGUACUGUAGGAGAUGAAUGAAAAUGACACUUCUCCAAAUUUCAGACUUAUACAUUUUUCAAACUACACAAUAUUCAUAGGAAACUUACGCUAGCGUCUGGAAAUCACUAAUUAUCAAGAUGUAGGGAACCUGUAGGAUUUUGCCUUAAGAUCGAUCUCAAUUUCCGGCCCGUUUUUUGCCCAAACGACCAAAUCACGGCUGCUUUUCAUUCUGGAGAAUCUACGCAUUUAUAGCGAUUUCAUUACUACUUCGCAAGAAAACUAACAUCAAAACGAUUUUUCAAAAUUGAGAGGUGAAAUUCAGAGAUUCAUAACAAAUUAAAUUCAUUCCUUUUUUGGUGGUUGUAAGUUUGUGAUCGCUUUGUCUUGCAUACAUGUCAUGAAACGUUUAGUUGUCAUGUGAAACUGAGCAGCGUACGAUUUGCUUGUGAGCCUAAACUGGGAUACUUAUUUUUAUGUAUUAACAGCGCUAUCGAGUAGAACUUGAUACUUUACUAGUCUGGCGUCAGCUCAGAAAAAAGAGCAGUAUGCUCUCUUGCUUGGAGAUAAUGUCGCCUCAAUUUAUAGAUUACUCUGGAUAAGACGAACUUAAGAAUCGACCGAAUCGAAUUCACGAAAAAGCCAAAUAUCCCAUGCAGAAACACAACUGUGUAUUUUUCACUGAUUACGCGAACUUUUGAUCAAGUACCAGAAGUAUUCUCUAAGUAAAGUAAAGCAGACUUCUCAAAAGAAGAUCGAUCGCUUUCGUGAAGUCCUCUAGUAGUUUAUCUUUACAUCUGUGUCCAUCUUGCUAUCGCUAAUUGAUCUGAAAUCUGCUAACCCACUGAUUGCAAGUGAUUUCCUCCUCUCAGCUUUAACAAAUGUCCAGUACGUCAAGUUUCUUAGAUUCGAAUUUUAUACAAAAUUGAAGAUUUUGUGUGAGUGAAACUGAUUAUUUCGUGAAAUCGCGACGGACGGCGACGACUACUUGCUUUUUAUUUUGUGAUGUCAUGCUACAGAUUGAAAUUGCACCCAGAAAGAAACUGCUUAGGAGAGAGACAAAGAUAAUAGAAUUGAACGAGAUCAAACUUUUGAUAUAAAACCAGCAGUUGGUACGUUUAUACACCUUGAAAGAUGACAGCGCGAUUUCUGUGCGUCUGUAGAUGCUAAUGAGUGUGUCGAUACCGUAAGAGUUCAAUGCCUCACACAGUCAUAGUCCUGGGCAGCGGACACACGCACGGUCGGUGGAACACUGAUCAUGCCUGGAGAGCCAGUUGUCGCAAUCAUGGACAGAAUAAUGUCAUGUCCACUCUUGACAAGGCAUAAAAACCAUCUUGAAGUGUUUCAACCUUUCACUUGAUCUGUAAUACUACAGAUUGAAAUUGCACUUAGAUAGAAACUGCUUAGGAGAGAGACAAAGAUAUUAGAAUUGAACGAGAUCAAACUUUUAAUAUAAAACCAUGUAUCCUCGGCAUAAAAUCACUUGUUCCACACUAUAAAAAGUUAAGGCUCUGGCUUUUUACUUUGUUAAUAGAAUAAACUUUUCAAAGUUAACAGAGAGUUUUAGAUCCAAGAUUAGUUACAGUACAUCCAACGUCCAAUCAGUGCAUAAGAGUUAUCAGACGUAACCAAUGAGAGCUUAAAGUCAAAUAAAGCGCGGGAAAAUGCUAGUGACCAGGCGGUGAUUAGAUUCAGUUUCUUUUUUGAUUGGUUGAAAGGGGGUCGUGAGUUUCAUUUAAUACUCAUUUCUUAUAAGGUGGGAGAAGUGAACAAAACAAUUCAAUCAAGCGUAGCUAAUUUGUGAAACAGCUUUUUAUUUUAAUUUAAAAAAAUAAUCAACUGUCCAAAUCCCGUACUCGAUUCACGAGGAAUUUUCACUCUUAUUUAGUGCGGUAAGAAUAAAAUGUAAUGUUUAUAUUUUAAACUCUCUCCCGCAUUAAGACAAAAUCCUACGAGUUAAAUCUAUCAGCUUGAAAGUGUAAUCUUUAUUUCAAACCAAAUUCUCCGACAUAAUUUAUAGAGAUAUCUGUAGCAGGUGGAUGGGAAAAUUGAUAAUCAGUGCGUAGCAGUCGGCGGGCUGAACAAAUAUACUCUACAUAAUUAGACUUUGAGCCAAAUUCUAACUACUUUGAACUUGAAGCUUAAAUCAAAGUCUUUGUUAAGUAACGUUCUUUGAUCUUAAAACAACCUACUAAAACAACCUUCACUAGAUACCAGUACUCUCACUCUCCAGGCAAAUGUCAAAGCACCUUUAGUGGUGGACUUAAAUUACAACAGAGCAAAUAUAUCAAGCCUGGCGAAGGUGAAGGGGACGCUUAAGCUAAAAUGAAAUUUUGAGCCUAAGACGAAAAACAUCGAAAUCCCUAUGGCUUUUAUGCUCCGUAGAGCUUCGAGCAUUUACUAAAGAAAAAAAGAACAGCUACAUUGCUGACCUAAUUCAUGAAAAACUAGUCUGUAGAGUAACGGACACAAAUUUCACUUCUUAUGUCAAAUAGGGGAGCUGGAAAAGGAGAUAUUUCCUCUUUAGUGAAACACACAUUACUCUAGGAGACAAGUUUAAAAAAUAUACCCUGAAAACACGAACGGCAGGCUAAUGAUGAAAUUAUUUCAUGCAAGGAAACCCGAUUUGAAUCAAACCUUCAUCUCUGUUUCUGUUUUAAUCCGUAUCAGCUUCAGUUAUCUCCUCAAUCUUGCUAUUUGCAUUCCCUUUGUUUUGCGGGGAAAAUGUCAUUUCAGUCUCGUUCUUUCAGCUUUAUUAAUCAUAAAAUCAAAUUCAAAACACACCGGUAUGUUUCUAUAUCCAGAAAUUUCAGAUGUUCAUCCUUGAUGGUUUUUAAAAGCUAAGGCUCUUCCGCAUUAACUUUCUUAACGAUUCGAUUCAUUUGUACGAGGGCAUUUCAAAGGAGUUUUGCGGUAAGUUUAAAACUACAUUUUCUUCACUAUUUCACAAGGCGAUUUAAGGUAGCUGAAGUGGAGAAUGAAAGGAUUUGCAAAUGCUGACUGAUAUAUAAUUACAAGAGAUAUGAGAGAUUUGUGAGUGUCAACUGAGUGUUUUUACAGUUUUCUACGUCAUCACCCACUAAUUCAUUACCAUUCUACGGGAAACUUUUAAGACAAAGUAAGGUCACUCUAUGCACAAGAAAACUGAGUUUCAAAUGUUUCGAAAUUUUUCUUCUAUCGGAAUGGGUUUCUACAUAUAAUAAGCUAUAUAUUUACGCAAAAGAAAAUUUCGUGUUGUAGGCACUUUAAACUGCAGGUCGUGCGAAUGUCGAGCAAUAAAUAGAUUUGUUUUAAAACAUCAUCGAAAAAGACGAGGAAACUGAGGGCUAUUAACCGUCUGGUUCUGAGUUUGUGUUAUCUUCCCUUCAUUAGCUGCGAGCUCUUGACGUCUCAACUUUGCAAACCUAUUUGAUAAUGGCUAUUUAGGGACACAUUUAGUUACCUGAAUAAAACAAAAACGAAAUUCGCUGAAAAAAAUAAAUCUUAUUAAUUGAUUUGAUUAUGUGGAAUAUUCGUCGAAAAAUCAGCCUUUCAGAUUUCUAUUUCAGAUAUAUCAUUGCCAAAAUCGAGGCCUUUUUCCUCAUCACUAAUAGAAACUUUAGCCUCAAUAAUUCACAAAUUGCAUUUUGACUUUGGAUUUUUCGAAUUUAAAUUUCAUAGAAAAUUAAAAGCUUUAGAAAGAGAUCACUGACAACUGUAUACAACCAAACUCAGUAUAAGAAAGAUGGUAAGUUUAGAGCUCGGUAAAGAAAUAGUGAGAAAUAUUUUUUUCGUCUUCUAACGAGUGUGAGACAAAGUAAAAUUUCUGAGUUCCCAUGAGGACUCAGAAUCCUCAUGAAAACUCAGAAUUUUUUCUUUGUCCCUUCUUUCAACAUUUCUUUAAUUGAACACUUAUUAAAAUCGCGUCAAGACCUUUUAUUAUCGUCCGGAAAGUUGUUAUCGUAAUCGCAAAUCAAUCUCUUCAAUAGGUUGUUCAAGAUGAGAAGCACUUACAACAUAGUAUCUCAGAAUAUCUUAUAAGGAACGUGCUAUUUGGUUUGCGCUGAAAUAGCCAUCGCCUCUGCAGGUCACAGUUGUCAACAUGAGUGUGAGUAACAGUGAGGACUCGUUUGUUACCUCCUCCAAAGCAGUGUUCUUUUCUCCAAAUGAUCCGCUGUUUGUUUGGGACUUGGAAAACAAAGUAUCCCUUCAGCUGAUAAUCGCCAUCACUGCAAUCGUUGCUCCUUUUACCACUUUUUUGAACAUAUUAGUCAUCGUCACCAUCCAGAAAACAAGAGAGUUACAGACGAACUCCAGCAUUCUGAUCUCUAGUUUGGCCAUUACUGAUCUGUUAGUGGGUGCAGUUUCAACGCCUCUGAUCAUCACAGUAGAUGCAUUAAUUCUUCGAGGAACUGUACCAGAGAGCAUUGUAUGCAGUAUAAAUGAAAGCGCAGUAUUUGUGCAGUACAUUGCCUACGGUGCUUCAUAUAUGCAUUUAAUUCUAAUGGGUUGGGAGAGGUAUAUUGCGAUUGCAAAACCAACGAAGUACAAAGUUUUGGUAAGAAAACAAAGGAUAAAGAGGUAUUCAGGAAUAAUUUGGAUAACAAUUGUCAUACUCUACCUGUUGGUAAUGACAUUACAAGCCAUCGCUCUUCCUCAUGAAUUCGUAUUAGUUCUACUCUUUAUUGAAGGUGUUGUUUGGCUCGUCGGCUUUAUGACGCUAGUGUAUUUUUACAGUAUGGUUUAUAGCAAAGCACGAAAACAGAGCCGAAGCCAAAUCAGCCAAAUCAGCCAAAUAACUGCAAAGAUCCAAAGCAGAAUUGCGUUUACGGCGUUUCUGUUAACCGCUUCCGUUUUCAUUUUUAGCCUUCCUAUCCCCGUUGUUAUCGCUACAGUGCAAUUUUGGCCCAUUCUUCGCGCUAAUUCAGUUUUCCGAUGGUCAGAAGUUUCCAAUUUCUUAAACUCUCUUUUAAAUCCUGUGCUCUAUUUUUAUAGAAACAGGCGAUACAGAAAAGCUGCACUUAAACUGCUAAGAUUCCGAAUGCCUUUGCAAACUCAGUCAGUGGGUCCUUGUACAAGAUGGUGUCGAGAUUCCUUUGUGCCUGUAGAUGAAAAAUACGUUUGUGACACUGAAAGAACUCAAUGUCUCCCACGCUCACAGUCUUGGGCAGCGGAUACACACGGACGCUUGAGUAUCAUGCCCGGAAUGCAGAAUAAGUCAGCAAUGGAGCGAAGAUUUUCAUGUCCACCCUUACUAAGCUAUGGUAACUUGGGUGAAGUAAUUCAACCUGUUACACAAAUUAUCACAGUGCAGACUGAACUUACACCCAGAAACAAACUGGCGAGGAGUGACGAAAAACAAGAUUAG